This is a messenger RNA of Ficedula albicollis (Collared flycatcher), 1221 nucleotides long. RefSeq names its product sex comb on midleg-like 4 (Drosophila) (gene SCML4). The coding region runs from base 1 to 1221 and encodes 406 amino acids. The record is from RefSeq and is a predicted model, not a curated record. Lineage: Eukaryota; Metazoa; Chordata; Aves; Passeriformes; Muscicapidae. The transcript is spliced from 7 exons. Gene Ontology annotation, molecular function: protein binding.
AUGCAGUCCCCCAGGGCGGCAGGGAAGAAGCGAGGGCGGCCCCCGCUGCAGCCCGCGCCCCUCAAAGUGGCUGUUCACAACCUCUUCUCUGCACCAGCUGGUGCCCUGCCAGUCCUGAAGAUCCCAAAGAAGAGAGGGAGAAAACCUGGGCACAAGCUGAAAUCUCGGGUGCUGAUGACUCCUUUAGCAAUCUCCCCGCCGAGGAGCACGCCGGAGCCGGAUAUCAGCUCAAUCCCCCAGGACGCAGCUACGGUGCCCACCUCAGACACCCCACAGGCUCUCACAGUCUGCAUUUAUGUCAACAAACAAGCGAACCUGGGGCCCUACCUGGACAGGAGAAAGGUGCAGCAGCUGCCAGAGCACUUUGGCCCGGAGCGGCCGUCGGCAGCCCUGCAGCAAGCAGUGCAAGCCUGCAUCGACUGUGCACUCCAGCAGAAGGUGGUCUUCUCCCUCAUCAGGCAGGGCUAUGGAGGCGAGAUGGUCUCAGUUUCAGCUUCUUUUGAGGGGAAGCAGCAUCUCCAGAGCCUGCUGGUGGUGAACAGCAUCGGGUAUGUGCUGCGCUUCCUGAAGAAGCUGUGCCACAGCCUCCUGUGUGACAACCUCUUCAGCAACCAGCCCUUCCAGCAGAGCAGUGCCCUGACAGACAGCCCCGAGGGGUAUGGAAACAGAAGGAUGGAGGCAGAGACAGUUAUACCAGAGGACUACCUGGCUGAUGCUCCCAGCAGGAAGCAGUACAGUGCGGACCCUGCGGACGCCACCGUGGGUUCCAUGGGCUCCGCGUACACCGUGCGGCAGAGCGCUGCAGAUGGACACCCUGCUGGGGGCUCCUCUUCCUCCUGCAGCCACCAUCCUGCCCUCAUGCCUGCAGGGGGGCCCUCAUCUGCUGCCCUGCGCCGUCAGACCUCCAGCCCAACAAGGAGUGGGGCCUAUCCUGAAGGAGACACAAGUGCCUCAAGUCCUUCACCUGAAAGACAAGAUGCAGCUCGGCCAUCAAGCAAGAAUCCUUUGACCUGGACAGUGGAUGAUGUGGUUUGGUUUGUGAAGGAUGCAGACCCUCAAGCUCUAGGCCCUCACGUGGAGCUCUUCAGAAAACACGAAAUUGAUGGCAAUGCUUUGUUACUGCUGAAAAGCGACAUGAUCAUGAAAUACCUGGGGCUGAAAUUGGGACCGGCACUGAAACUGUGUUACCACAUUGAUAAGCUCAAGCAAGCCAAAUUCUAA